GCGGAUGUUUCCUGCAAUGAGAGUGAAGAUCUCAGGUUUAGACCCACAUCAGCAGUAUUACAUUGCUAUGGAUAUUGUGCCAGUGGAUAACAAAAGAUACAGGUAUGUCUAUCAUAGUUCCAAGUGGAUGGUGGCUGGAAAUGCUGACUCCCCGGUGCCGCCUCGGGUUUAUAUUCACCCUGACUCACCCGCCUCGGGGGAGACGUGGAUGAGACAAGUGAUCAGCUUCGACAAACUGAAGCUUACCAACAACGAGCUGGAUGAUCAGGGGCAUAUUAUCCUUCACUCUAUGCAUAAAUAUCAGCCUCGUGUCCACGUCAUCCGAAAAGACUGUGGCGAUGAUCUGUCCCCUGUCAAGCCCAUCCCUUCGGGAGAGGGGGUGAAAGCCUUCUCCUUCCCCGAGACAGUCUUCACUACUGUCACAGCAUACCAAAAUCAACAGAUAACUCGUCUGAAGAUCGAUAGGAACCCAUUCGCCAAAGGCUUUAGAGAUUCGGGCCGUAACAGAAUGGGACUGGAAGCUCUGGUAGAGUCUUAUGCCUUCUGGAGACCUUCUCUGAGGACACUUACAUUUGAAGACAUACCUGGGAUACCCAAACAAGGAAAUGCAGGUUCCUCUACUUUACUCCAGGGAUCUGGCAGUGGAGUGCCAUCUACCCACCCUCACCUUUUACCGGGCUCCCCUUGCUCCUCUCCAGCCUUCCACCUCAGCCCCAACACCAGCCAGCUGUGCACCCUUGCCCCAGCUGACUACACCGCGUGUGCGCGCUCCGGCCUGGCGCUGAACAGGUACAGCACUUCCCUGGCUGAGACCUACAACCGGCUCACCAGCCAGGCUGGUGAGACCUUCGCUGCCCCCAGGACUCCCUCCUACGUCGGCGUGUCCAGCAGCACAACUGUGAAUAUGUCCAUGAGCGGCAGUGACGGGGAUGCCUUCAGCUGCCCGCAGACUGGCUUAUCCAUGCAGAUUUCAGGGAUGUCUCCACAGCUCCAGUACAUCAUGCCCUCCCCAUCCAGCAAUGCCUUUACCACUAACCAGACCCACCAAGGCUCCUACAACACGUUUAGACUGCACAGUCCCUGUGCGCUCUAUGGAUAUAACUUUUCCACAUCCCCUAAACUGGCUGCCAGUCCUGAGAAAAUCGUUUCUUCCCAAGGAAGUUUCUUGGGGUCCUCGCCAAGUGGAACCAUGACGGAUCGGCAGAUGUUGCCCCCCGUGGAAGGAGUGCACUUACUUAGCAGUGGGGGGCAGCAGAAUUUCUUUGACUCUAGGACCCUAGGAAGCUUGACACUCUCAUCUUCUCAAGUGUCUGCACACAUGGUUUGAUGAAGCCUUUAAGUAAAAGUACAGUAUGUUUGGUGUCUGCAAUGUAUUUCUUUUGGAAUAUGAAAGGACACUCGAUGUAGCUUGUUAAGUGUGUGUAUAUAUAAUAUGAGAGGAAGUUUUACUGAAAUUUUGACUUGCUUCUGGCCAGAUUAUCCUCCUAUUUUGAGUUACACAGAGUUUGCUACGGUGCAGACUGCUUUAGUUUUCUGGUAUAAUACACUUAGUUGUAUAACACGUUGGGACAUAUGCAACAAAUUAAGUAAGACUUCCUCCCCUUUCCCCCUCCUCUGUUCUAACCCCUUUAAAGAAUGAAGUGACACUUGGAGUAUUAAACAACAGAAAAAAGCCCACUUUUAUUUCCUAUAUUACUAGCGAGUUUCUUUAAAACAUUCAUACAAUAAGCUGAUGCACCAAAGGCAUUUUACAGGUUUCUUCUGUUAUAAGUGAUAAAAAGGGUAUUUGGACUUCUUAGUGUUAAGCAUCAAGCAUCCAGCCUACAAAAUAAAUGGAAAGAUUAGUUUGCCUUCUCAUGAUAUGCUGGUUUUAGCUUAUCAAUGGCACAGCAUUCUCACUAGAAUUUGUUUUUUCAGCAUUAGUCUAGAUUUAUGAUUAUAUAUCUGAAGACAAAUAAUGCAUAUUCAAAUUGUGGUGAUGGGAAUAAUUCAAAUCACCAGCACUAGAAGCAGCAUUCCUUUGUAUGAAAGGAACAUUGGGGUGCUUACUUUUUGUCAAAGGUAGGGCUUGAUGCAUUUUUUCCUCCAAAUGCCUAUAAGACAUUUACUGGACAGUAGGAUAUUCUAAUGUAUCUUUGUUUUUUAUAUUUUUACUUUUUUAAAGGAAAAUUCCGUUUGAUUUAGAGAAAAAAAAAAAAGUGAGCCGAAUGAGAAAUUCUGUUAUUGGUUUUACCUGUUUUGUGUGUGUGACAUGUUUUGGGUUUGGUUUUUUUUCCUUUUGUUUGCUUGGUUGUUUUUUUUUUUUUUUCUGUUUUAUUUUUUUCAAUAAGGGCAAAAAGGUUCUGCAUCCUCAGUAUUACAAAAGUGACCCAGUUUGCUCAAAAGUGUUCCUGGAAGAAGAACGUUGUCAUAGCUGCCUUCCUGUUGCUCUGGUUUUGUCUUGGAAUAGGAGAGGUUUCCUUCAUUCCCACCUCUGGUUUCUACAUGGCACUUGUAAGAAUGUAGAUCACCAUCUGCUCCUGACCGGACUUCUCCAGAGUCCCCAGGACACAGGGAGACACCAUGGUGAAAUUUCUGCCCUCAUGCGCACCUGCACAGCCCAGGUGUGUAUCAGUCCUUCUGCAACAGCUGCCCUCAGCUGCCCGUCUGUCAGGGCUGAGCCACAGGGGCUAGAAAACAAAUUUUAGUGCUUGACAGAACAGGUCAUCUUCAACAGUAUGCCAAUUCUAAUUUAUACUGUGCAGGUGAUGUAAAGGCAUUCUCAGGUGGGUACAGACGUGCUUGAAAACGCUUCCCCAGUCAGCAUUAAAGGAGAUUAAGGUCUUUCAGGUGUAUGUUUGUUGGAUCUUUUGGGUGAAGGUGAAUUUUUAUGUGUCUCACGUGUUCUUAUAUCUUUUCGGGCAAAUAGUGGGCUUACCCACUCUCACUUCAAAAAAGACUCAUUUCAGCUAAUAUUUCUACAGUGGGACGGAAAUAAUAUAUGCAGAAACAGCUCUCUUGCUACCUCCUCUUAUCUGGGAAUAGGACAGCAAUCUUUAAGCCUGUGUCUGAAGAAUGCUUUAUUUCUAUUGGUUAUGUAUUUGUUUCUGUUAAAGAUACAUAAAAAGUUCUCUUUCAAAGUUAGAAAGAGAAGAUGAUGCGAUUGAGGUGAUGUGGGCUUGCUUCUUUGCUGUCUUAAACUUUCUAAGUGACCUUUCUGAGUAUGUCUAAGUUCAGUCAGUCUCUAUCAGACUUUUUUCUUCUGAAAACUGUGAUAAUAGCACUUCUCUUCCUCUGAGGAGGGGGUGACAGUACAUUGAAGAUGAAGAUCAUCUUUACAUUUGCUGUGCUGUGGACAGUAUGUUACAGAUGAAUGGCUGGGUGAUGUUCAUAUAUAAGGAUAAAAAAGUAAAUUCGUGCACUUCAGCUCUGUUGCUGGUCUUGGCAGUGCAGUGUCCUUUGAGGCAAAUUUCCUAGAAAAGACCUGCAAUGCUAAAAAUGCUGUUCAAACUCAUGCUAUUGGUUUGUGAAAUGGUUCUAAGGUGUGUAGAAGAUGAUAGGAAAAUUUUCAGCUAUGCAAAUUGUCAUAGCUCCAUUGGUUUAAAUUAAGAAGUAACUUGUGUGUAGUUAUUCCUUCUCUAGGCAAAACUUCCAAAUUUUGCAGUUGGAAAAACACUUAAGUGGAAAGAUGGUACAACUAAUCCAUACUUGGAGAAGCAUAAAUAGCCAUAUCAGCUUAAGAGCUGUGACUAGGUAGAAAUGUGGAAGAGCUAAAUCAUGUGUGUUCCUAUAAGGAGAGAAAAAAAAAGGUUGUGCAUGGAUGUUCAUGGUGGUGCUCCUGUCAAGACUAUGUACUUUAUUGUCUGGGAAUUUUUUAGAACUGGUCUCUUAUUUUUCCUCAAAUUAUUCUUAUCAUAUAACCACCCAAUAUUGUUUUAUUUGUUCCUUAAAAUUUUAAUAAUAUUGUAAAUACUGGUUUGUCAUUGUGAAAAGACUAGCUUUUUAUCAAUACAGUAAAUGCUAUAUAUGCAUUAUAUCUAUAAUUAUAUAUCUGUAUUUUACAAAAGUGCCACAGAAAAUAUAUUAAAGUGUGUAUUCAAACACUUUUUACUACAUUUGGAAAACUGAGAGGCUUGGGCCUAUUUUUUUCACUACAGCUUCAGCAAGACCAAAGGCAGUGACUCGAAGGUAAGCUCUGAAUUUCAGAGACUUAAUACAGCAAGCCCAACAAGUCCACAAUUCUUUAACCACCCGCAGUUGAACCUCUCUUGUUAUUUCUAUGUAAAAGAAUCGCCCCAACAAAUGCUGUGUAUAAGGAGAUAGUGGGCUGGAAGCAGAGCUGUGAGGUUUUUUGUGGGGAAAAGGGACUGAACUGCUUGCCAGGAUCUUUAGCCAGUGAUGGAACUUUGGUACUUCUCACAGCCCAUGUUAUCCCAGCUGCCAAGACCAGUUCAGCUGCCCUGUAUCAACUGGAUCUGAGGAGUUAGCACUUCCAUAUGAGCAGUUUCUUGAGCAGGAGCUUGGUACUCUGAGCUUUUUCUCUCUCUGUAUUUCUUUGGUAAUUGCCCUUUGGUUCUGCUAGUUCUAAAUGCAAAAAGCCAUUGAUUUUGAAGGCAGAAUUUACAACCAAUAAUCAUGUGGGUAUAUUGUUACUCAGCAAUGAGCAGCAUUUCUCCCUCCAGGAAUACUGUUAGGCACAGUGGCCUUAUUUCCUAUUGUACUGCAAUAAACGAUUCCAUGUGACGUAGGGCACAGGGCCUGAAAAUCUGAUUACUUCAGAGCCUAGGGUUUCGUAGUCACUUAACACCAGCAUUGUUGCAAAUGACCAGAAUUAGGGCAAGAGAAGUAGGCAUGAAAUGCUUGAUCAUAAAUAUCAGGCCUCCAGGGAGGAAGAAAGCUUCUGUUUUUAAUAAGAGAACAGUACUUUUUUUAUUAUGAUUUUAUUUAAUUUUUUGCUAUAGCACCAUCAGACUCUAAGAGGGCUCAUUUCUGCUUCAGCAGAGAGACAACUGGAGCAACUUGAAAGUCAUGGACAUUGUUGUCAUUAAUGCUAGUAAGCCUGUUCCCUAAGCAGUUCAACAGAAAAAAAUACAAAUAAUCCUCAGAAGUAGCUCACAAGUUAUUUGGGUAUAUUUUUCUUGUAAAGAUAAUAUAUCUAAUUAAUCUGUGCAGAAGUAUGCUUAAAAAUGUUGCAAUUCAUCAUAAUGAGUUAGUGCUUUUUUGAGGCUGACUCUGCGCUUCAGACGACAAAACCUGUUAAUUUGUCAGUUGAGCUCUUCUUUAAUGUGAUACUCAAGAUUCAAUAUUUUGCCUUGUGUCUAACACAAAGUUGUCGAUAUGUCAAUUUGGUAUAUGCAAAACUACAGGAAAAUUCAUUUUUGCCUUAUAUUCCAUCAUAUUCCUCAACUACUCGGUUGAUUCAAAACACUGGCUUCAGAAGGUGACACACACUUCUAAGAUAUGAUGACUUGCAUCAUUAGGAAAUAACAUUUCUAGAGAAUUCAAGUUUCUUUAAAUGCUUUUUGUCACUGCUUUUGUGUUCAACCUCUGGGAAGGUGUUUGUUGCCCAAAAAAAGAAGUCCUUUGCAGUCACCACUUAUUUUUGAAAUCCUAUGUAUUCACCGCUUACUCUUGAAAAGCAGUGUCGAAUUGGCAAUACAAUCAGAUCAGCUGGUGCCCAAACAGAGCAAUUACAACAAAAUGAGAAGCACCAAAUCUGCUCAAGUACUGUGGGCAUAUAGAAACACUCAGCUGAAUUUCAUUUGUGUGUCCCUUUCAGAGGUUUAUUGGCACUUAAAUAUUAUGUGUUAAUAUCUCACAUCUUCCACUACAACAGAAUGAACAUGAAGCUUCCAUGAGAUGGAUAAAUUUCAAUUUUUUUUCUUUUAAGCCUUUCUAAAUGUUGGAGAUAGCACCCAGGUUUCAAGACAAGCACCUGGGCACCAUUUUUGCAGCAGGGAGUGGCAGGAGACAUGGAGAUCACACAAAUGGAGCCUGCAGUGCCACCACACACUCUUGGAAUGUCACAGGUGCUGUGGUGGCACCCACAAUGUACAGUUCUGUCCAAGCACAUGUCAGUGCACCUCUCACAGGAGGCUGUAGCCUAAACUGAGAACUGACAUCAAAGGCUAGCCAGGAAGGAUGAAGUGUGAUGUGAAAAUCCUUGCUCCACCAGAAAGCUGGGCCAUGGCAGUGAAUGUUAAGCACAACCCAGCACAGACUUGGCCUUUGUCAAUGCCACUUUGACUAAUCCACACCCUUAUAUUCAUUUGCACACCACUGGUUUUAUUUAGAUGCUAUAAUAGAGAGCUAAGAAUAAAUUUAGAGCACAUUGAAGGAAACCUGGACCCACUGUGGCCAGUGGUAAUGUUGCCACUGACUUGAGCUUUAUGGAUACCACAUUUCCAGACCCUAAGACAUCCCCCUUUCUGUUCCAGAGUGCUUUACCCACACAGCAGCUGUACUCAUAAUGGUCUUGGCCAUUUUUCUGUCCAUUUGUGAUGUUUUUCAGAUGGAUAACUGGCUUUUUGCAUUUCACAUUCUCGUAUUUUGUUUUUUAAUUUGUGAUUCUGCGGUUUUUGAGACACAGACUGAAAGACAAGACAAGGUUGCAACUCGCUGCUCCAUCCCCCAGAAGCCCUGCCAAUGGAUGGUGUAUCCUUUCCACGGCAGAUAAUUGACUAUAUACUUCCCCACAA
Messenger RNA from Zonotrichia albicollis (white-throated sparrow), 6677 nucleotides. Lineage: Eukaryota; Metazoa; Chordata; Aves; Passeriformes; Passerellidae. The record is from RefSeq and is a predicted model, not a curated record.